CAGCUUGCUUGUUGUCAAUCGGGAUCAGUUUUGUUUAGUACGUGGUGAAGUGUUCUGUGAUAAUGCUUGUGUUUCUCUGAUAACAACUUUGCAAGAUGAGCAAUCGCAGCAGUACCAAGAAUCUGAAAUUUAAAUUGAUAACUACCCAUCAUUUCAAGAGAGAAAGAGUGAUGCAAGCAGCAGGAAAGCUACAUACAGAAAUGAAGUCAAUGCACUAAGUUCCACUUCCAUUGCCAGAAUGGAGCCCUUGCGUGCCUAAACGUGCCUUCUUUCACCCAACAAAUCGAAAGUCCGCAACUUCCGCGUGGCUGUGCCAAAUUUUUAUUUUUUAAACGGAGAGUAUUUAUUUAGCAAUUUAAGAUGAUAGGCCCGCUUCUAAAGCAACUGGCCUUAGCCGCAAUAAUUUUUAUAGGUCUUCCAAAUAGGAUGACGUCAGAACUAUUAUUCUCUACACAUAAAUUAAGUCUUCUAGUCAAUGAAACAAAUUCAUUUUCUGUCAGUUUAUCGCAACCUGUAAAGGAGGUCAUAACUGUGCAAUUAGUAGUAAAGAAUCCAACUAAAAUUAAAUUAAGUGAAACUAGUUUUAAUAUAUUACCAAGUAAUGAUGGAGCCCACCAAUUGGAAGUCACUGGUUUAUCACCAGGGCUUACAACAAUAUCAGCCAAUGUUUCUCGUAAUGCCGUCAGUACAAUGCAUGCUGUGACAGAAGUCUAUGUUCAGCAUUCUGUAAUUCUUUCCUAUGUCAGCUUUGUCAUUGGUUGGUUGUACUUUGCUGCAUGGUCAAUUUCAUUUUAUCCUCAACUAUAUACAAAUUACACCCGAAAAAGUGUCGUUGGUCUAAAUUUUGAUUUUCUGAUGCUGAAUCUAAUUGGAUUCACCCUGUACUCAGCAUUCAAUCUCGGGCUUUAUUUUUCACCUACAUUCCAAGAGGAGUAUUUCCAAGCCAACCCUGGAGGUCUAAUUCCUGUGGAGCCAGCAGAUAUUUUCUUUUCUGUUCACGCUACAAUUAUUACGCUUUUUACAAUUUUUCAAUGUUUUAUUUAUGAGAGGCGAACCCAACGAGUAUCUUAUACAGCCUUAGGCUUAGUGUCUAUUUAUGCUGUUAUCCUGGUAGUCAGUGCCUGUUUUACUGCUUACAGUAAGCUCACAUGGCUCGAUUUUCUGUAUAUUUGCUCAUACAUCAAACUAUCCAUCACCCUCAUCAAAUACAUUCCUCAGGCUUACAUGAACUAUCAGCGGAAAAGUACAAUGGGCUGGAGCAUUGGAAAUAUCAUACUGGACUUUACAGGAGGGACAUUGAGCAUGGGUCAAAUGCUCAUCAAUGGAUACAAUUAUGAUGAUUGGAAAUCUAUUUUCGGUGAUCCAACGAAAUUUGGAUUAGGAUUUUUCUCUGUCGUGUUCGACAUAUUUUUCAUGAUUCAACAUUAUGUUUUGUACAGGGGCUUAGAACCAUAUGAACCACUCCCUGGCACCGACACUGAAAAUUCAGAAAGACCAAAUAUUCCCUCUGAAUCCCCUGUGAUAGCAGAUGAGAAUGACUGUGAUACUGCUCAGACAGACUAAAUUGUUCAGGUAAGUAUGCCGCAGUUGCAAUUGGUUUUUAUUUUCUGUCAGACUGAGGUGCCAUUUUUUUUUUUCAUGAAUUUCAUAAUUUCAAUGUUUUUGGUUUGCCCCUUUAUUUGUUAUAAUAAUUCAUUAGACAGCUAAGUAGGUAUUCUAGUUUUGUCUUUUUGAAAAAUUGUAAGUAAUAAUUUUGGAAUCUGCUUCCAGACUGCUAGUUUAUAAGAUAAGUUUCACUGUUGGUUUUUUCUCAUGAUUUCUUUGAACUAAGCGAAUGGACAAACUGAUGAAUUAUUGGACUUUUUGGAAUGAAAUGUUUUCUAAGUUUUUUUUUCCACCUAAACCCAUUUUGUAAAAAACGUACUUCUUUGGGUGAAAUUUUUAUGAAGCCUGCAUGCUAGUGUAUUUGUCUUGUUAUUAGUCUGAUACGUGGAACCAAUGAAAUUCAAUAGUAGUCCAAUUCACUAGCUCUCUAAGAUAAUCAAAAUAAUGUUUCUGGUGGGUAAUUAUUCUCCUUGUUUGCACCAAAAAUUUAGUAUACACUCAAAUAUUUAUACCCAAAAUAUUUUCUCUUUAUUCACAUGUAUAUUAUCUUUUUUAAUCUUUUUUUUGGCUGUGAAUUUCUAUUUGUGAAGUCAUUCAGGAAACCAAAUAUUUACACCCAUAACUAAGAAUUAUUACUCUUUUACUCUCAUUAGAAUUAUGUACUUUUAUAUUGAGUUUUCAGUUUGAUCACUCCGUCAAUUUUUACUUUGAAUAUUUUUUCAAGCCUCUUAUUUUAUUUUAAAGGUCGAAAUAGUGGAAAACAGAACAUUCAAAAUAAAAUAAUCCAAGUACAAAACACAACAAGUUAACAAACACAACAGCGUAUUCUUUUUGAAAGAAAAAAUGAAAGAUUGAACCAAUGAAUAAUUUUCAAAAUUGGUCAUUUUACACCCUGUAGGAUAAACAUUAUACUUCUCUUUCAAUAAGACAUAAGACCUUCAGUAUAGAUUUUCUCUCUUCAUUAUGUGCUAGAUCAUUCUUAUUUGUACUUGUGUGAGUAUUUACUAAUUUAUGUAAGUCUACCUUUUUUUCACAAGCAAUACCAAUGUAAAAAUACCAACGCAUUUUAAA
Messenger RNA from Bemisia tabaci, 2676 nucleotides. It is a transcript of the gene Ctns, whose product is annotated as lysosomal cystine transporter cystinosin. Gene Ontology annotation, biological process: L-cystine transport. Gene Ontology annotation, cellular component: lysosomal membrane. Gene Ontology annotation, molecular function: L-cystine transmembrane transporter activity. The record is from RefSeq and is a predicted model, not a curated record. NCBI's taxonomy places the organism in Eukaryota, Metazoa, Arthropoda, Insecta, Hemiptera, Aleyrodidae.